Molecule: messenger RNA, 546 nt
Organism: Plasmodium gonderi
Lineage: Eukaryota; Apicomplexa; Aconoidasida; Haemosporida; Plasmodiidae
Product: 50S ribosomal protein L11
Exons: 5
Coding region: 1-546 (181 amino acids)
Biological process (GO): translation
Cellular component (GO): mitochondrial large ribosomal subunit; ribosome
Molecular function (GO): large ribosomal subunit rRNA binding; structural constituent of ribosome
Source: RefSeq, a predicted model, not a curated record
AUGUCAAGAAUUGGAAGGUUUAAUUUAGUAGUUUUAUCUGGCUCUGCCAAACCUAGUGCAAGCAUUGGGCAAACACUUGGCCCCUUAGGCAUAAAUAUGAUGACGUUUUUCAAAGAAUUCAAUGAAAGAACAAAAAAUAUAUCGAAAAAUGUGCCAAUUCAAGUAACACUGGAGCCGCUGAACGACAGAACAUACAGAUUUUAUCUGAGAACUCCAACAGUCGUUUGGUUUAUCCGAAGAUGUGCCAGAGUACCCAUGUUCAGUCCAACAGCAAAGCAUCACACCGUCGGUUCAAUUACUCUAGCAGAGGUAAGUUUUGUUUUUCAUAUAGCCAAGUGCAAGCGCAUGGAUCCUCCGUUGAUAAAUCUGUCGCUCAAAAGUAUAUGCAAAUAUAUUAUCGGUACAUGCAACAGCAUGGGAAUACAGGUAUGCAAAGAAUUAGACGAUGAAGCUAAGAAAAAGUAUUUUGUAGAUGUUAACCAACUAGACAAUAUAAAAAAAGACAUAAGAACCAGGAACAAGCAUCAGAAAAGGUCCAAAAAAUGA